Messenger RNA from Vicia villosa (hairy vetch), 805 nucleotides. RefSeq lists its product as uncharacterized. Bases 122 to 664 code for a protein of 180 amino acids. Gene Ontology annotation, cellular component: membrane; signal peptidase complex. The transcript has 8 exons. Lineage: Eukaryota; Viridiplantae; Streptophyta; Magnoliopsida; Fabales; Fabaceae. Gene Ontology annotation, molecular function: serine-type endopeptidase activity. The record is from RefSeq and is a predicted model, not a curated record.
UAAAUAAGAAAAUAAAAAUUUUUUUGGGUAGAAAUUGGCCUUGGAUUGGUCUUUGGUUUUCUCCAUUUGUUAAGUGAAAAGAAAGUGGUGAAGUUUGGUAGAAAGAAAGAACGAAGAAGCAAUGGGUAUGAUCGGUGAGACCGUGGAUUCUAUCAAAUCUCUUCAGAUCCGUCAGGUCCUCACUCAGGGUGUUAGUCUUGGCAUGAUUGUUACGUCUGCACUGAUAAUAUGGAAGGCAUUGAUGUGCAUCACCGGCAGUGAAUCUCCUGUUGUUGUUGUUCUUUCUGGAAGUAUGGAACCGGGAUUCAAGCGGGGGGACAUCUUGUUCUUACACAUGAGUAAGGAACCGAUUCGCGCAGGGGAGAUUGUUGUAUUUAAUGUAGAUGGACGAGAGAUUCCAAUCGUUCAUCGUGUAAUUAAGGUACACGAAAGGGCUGAUAAUGGGGAGGUCGAUGUUCUCACAAAAGGAGAUAACAAUUACGGUGAUGACAGGCUUCUGUACGCCCAUGGUCAGCUUUGGCUGCAAAGGCACCACAUUAUGGGUAGAGCUGUCGGGUUCUUACCUUAUGUUGGCUGGGUGACAAUUAUCAUGACGGAAAAACCUAUCAUCAAGUAUAUUCUCAUUGGUGCUUUGGGGUUGCUCGUGAUAACUUCGAAAGAGUAAUGAUGAAUCUAAAUCAAGUUACGGUCUGACCUCCAAGAGUACUAUGAGCAAAUGUCAUGCUUUGUUUGAACUUGAAGGUGUCAUUUUGUACCAUUAACAGCAUAAUGUUAAGAAUUAAUACAAAGUAGUUGAAUUUUAUAA